Molecule: messenger RNA, 1755 nt
Organism: Drosophila grimshawi
Lineage: Eukaryota; Metazoa; Arthropoda; Insecta; Diptera; Drosophilidae
Gene: Or59b
Product: odorant receptor 59b
Exons: 3
Coding region: 1-1200 (399 amino acids)
Biological process (GO): detection of chemical stimulus involved in sensory perception of smell; sensory perception of smell
Cellular component (GO): plasma membrane
Molecular function (GO): olfactory receptor activity; odorant binding
Source: RefSeq, a predicted model, not a curated record
AUGCAAUCGACAUUCCGGCUAAUAAAACCAGCACCGCUAACGGAACGUGUGAAAUCCCGGGAUUCGAGCAUCUAUCUGUUUAGAGGCAUGUGGGUGAUUGGCUGGUUGGCCCCGAAGGAGGGAAUCUGGCGAUAUGUGUAUCUCAUCUGGUCAUUUACGACCUUUUCUUUUGGCGUGUUCUAUUUACCAGCGGCCUUCUUAAUUAGCUAUGUGAGGGAAUUUAGCAAUUUUUCGCCGAGCGAAUUUUUCACAUCACUACAGGUGGCCAUCAAUGCUUACGGUUCGUCGGUAAAGUGCAUAAUCACCUACAGUUUCAUGUGGCGCUUGAGGAAGACGCAGAACUUACUGGACAGAUUGGAUGAGCGGUUAUUGAAAGACGAUGAUCGUCAAAAGAUUCACAAUGCUGUUGCGCGUUGCAAUUAUGCGUUUUUAAUCUUCACCUUUAUAUACUGUGGCUUUGCGGGAUCGACAUUUUUCUCGAUGGUACUGAAUGGUAGUCCGCCUUGGUCGAUCUAUAAUCCAUUUGUGGACUGGCGGGAUAGCACUGCCAACUUGUGGAUUCAGUCGAUCUUUGAAUAUAUAGUUAUGUCCUUUGCUGUGCUGCAAUGUCAGCUUUCGGAUACAUAUCCCCUCGUUUUCACGCUCAUUAUUCGCGCACAUUUCGAAGUGCUAAAAGAUCAUGUACGCAAUUUACGCAUGGAUCCCGACAAAACGGAGCAGGAAAACUACGAUGAGCUAACCAAUUGCAUCAUGGACUACAAGAUAAUAUUAAGAUGUUGCAACAUGAUACGUCCAAUGAUAUAUCGCACAAUAUUUGUGCAGUUUCUGCUGAUUGGUUCCGUACUGGGCUUGACCCUAUUUAAUAUAUUCUUCUAUGCGAACUUUUGGCAAGCCGUCGGUAGCGCUUUCUUUGUGAUCACAAUUCUGUUGCAGACAUUUCCCUUUUGCUACAUCUGCAAUAUGCUCAGUGACGACAGCGAGGACUUGGCCAACAUGAUUUUCCACUCCAACUGGGUCGAUAGCGAGCCGCGCUACAAAACCACUCUGAUUAACUUCAUGCAGCAUGUGCAACAGCCGAUCGUGUUUAUCGCUGGAGGCAUAUUUGUCGUCUCAAUGAACAGCAAUAUAAGCGUUGCAAAGUUUGCAUUCAGUAUUAUAACCAUUGCGAAACAAAUGAAUCUCGCUGAACAGUUUCAGUAGAAUGCAAAAUAAGCAGAUCAACUUCGUCCCACGGUUAUUUUGCAGCACUCUAAGGCUUAUCCUGUUUUAUAUUAACGUGAAUUUUCAUCUUUAUUUAUUGCAUCUUGAAACGAGUCUGGCGCGUGCCAAGUGCUCGUCUGCAAUUGCCUCUUAAUACUGACUCGCAGUAAAAAGAUGUUCCUCAGUUAAUAGACACACACACACACACACACACACAGUUACGCACUUAGGAACCGCUGUGAGGGGCGACAUUGUUUGUGGCUGGCAUUUGCAUAGAAUUUGUAUAUGUUAUAGUUUAUCUCAUAAGAUUUACCCGAUUUAGUGGAAUGGAAAUGAAAAGCCGCAAGCGGAUGAAAAAACGGAAAACGACUCAGCAACGGGGGACACAGUGCAGAGUUGGUACAUUUUGCAAAUUGCGUUAACAGACGGAAAUUACAAAAACAAAAACAACACGAUGAUAUACCAAUAUCAACAUAUAAUCAGAGCGCUCAAAAAGAGCUGAACGGAAAGACGCCCGACCGAGACUAGCGAACACUCGCAGGAAAUACGCAUAUA